Humulus lupulus (European hop) is the source of this 444-nucleotide messenger RNA. RefSeq lists its product as uncharacterized. The record is from RefSeq and is a predicted model, not a curated record. Bases 1 to 444 code for a protein of 147 amino acids. The transcript has a single exon. NCBI's taxonomy places the organism in Eukaryota, Viridiplantae, Streptophyta, Magnoliopsida, Rosales, Cannabaceae.
AUGGCUUAUGGAUUUGAGCUAGUUUAUGAGCACUUUAGGAAGCAAGCCCCACCUAGUUUUGUAGGGAAAGUUGACCCUGUGGUGGCACAUGAUUUGCUGAAAUCGGUAGAUGCCAUUUUUUAUCACAUGGAGUGGAAUGAUCAUCAUAGCAUUUCAUGUGCAGGCCACCUACUCAAGUUAGACACAAGAAUAUGGUGGGAUGUGGUGAAGCAGACUCGUGACUUGAAUACUAUGAACUGGGCAAAAUUUGUUCAUGAAUUUAGCAAGAAGUACUACAGUGCAACUAUGUUGGCAACCAAGGUGGACAAGUUCGUGAUUUUGGUUAAAGGAAACCUUUCUGUUAGCGACUAUGCAUACAAGUUAGAUAGUUUGGCGAGGUUUGUACCUCAGAUAGUUGCAACUGAAGCCAUGGAGGUCCAAAGGUUUAUGAGAGGACCGAAUUAA